This is a messenger RNA of Oxyura jamaicensis (ruddy duck), 1288 nucleotides long. RefSeq names its product transmembrane protein 79 (gene TMEM79). Gene Ontology annotation, biological process: regulated exocytosis. Gene Ontology annotation, cellular component: lysosomal membrane; trans-Golgi network membrane. Bases 353 to 1288 code for a protein of 311 amino acids. Lineage: Eukaryota; Metazoa; Chordata; Aves; Anseriformes; Anatidae. The record is from RefSeq and is a predicted model, not a curated record. The transcript has 3 exons.
AGCCCGAAGUGGGGGCUGCCCCGCUAUGGGGAGCAUGCACCCAGCCCAUGUGCUCAUGCUCAGCACCAUGUUGGGCGACGUUUCUGCGCCUGCUCCUUUCUGCCUAGCCCCACCUUGGCUGGUUAAACAGGUUUGAAGUCCAGACGGGAAAAAAAAAAAAAUCAGAAGCAUUUCGCAAGCUCGCUGCCCUGCAGCUGCCGCUGCACAGCUCCGCGCCCCAUGGCCCCCUGCCCUUCUCCAAGGUAAAGCCAGAAGGGAUGAGAGCCUAGUCUCUUCCUGACAACCCAAAACAAAGGAGAGCUUCUCACCAGUCCCCAGCUACAUCUCCAGUAGCACAGAGCCAGCCCCCCUCAUGGCUGCUGCUGACCCCAUACUGCCACCAGAGGAGGUGGCUUUGCUAGAGCUGGGGAAGGUGGCCCCGGCCACCCCCCUUGACAAGGUGCCUCCAGCCCCAAAUGAACACCCAGGGGAUCCCGACGCCACCCUGCUGUGGGACCAGUGCCAGCACGGUGCCCAGGGCCAGAAGGAGCCUACGGAGACUAAGAGGCGCUCAAGUCCUGAGGGGGGCCAUGAGGAUCCCGAGGAGGCUGCUCCUGUGUGCCCCCCAGCCGAAUCUGAAGAUGAUGAAGCCCAUGGGCUGCCCGUGAUGGCAGCCCACGUCUUUGUGCCCAUCAACCCACAGUGCAUUGAGCGGAAGAAGCAGCCCACCCCGUGGCCCCAGGAGGAGGGCAAGGGAGGCUGCAUCCCCCACGGGGACAGACCCGAUAGCCUCCGCCAGAAGCAGGUCUUCCUUCCAGUCAGCCCCUUGCGCUACAGGGACCCAGCGGGCUUUGAGGGGCUAGUGGCUAAGCCAUCAGCUGAGAGGUCAUCGUGUCCAUGCAUCAGGGACUGCAGUGCCGAUGGCCUCAAGGCUGUGGCCUCAGUGGUGGGGGCCCUGUUCCUGUGCCCCUGCCUCAUCUAUGGGGCCUAUGUCUUCCUGCCUUUUGAUGCUCCACUCCUGCCCACCGUCAGCGCCCGCCUGGUCUACACACUCCGCUGUGCUGCCUUUGCCACCUUCCCCAUUGUCCUGGGGAUGAUUGUCAGCGGCAUCUCCCGCCUCUGCUCCUCUGCACUGGAGCCCUUCGGAGAGCUACAGCAGGAGGUGGAGAUCCACCGCACUUACGUCUCCCAGUCCGUCCACCUCUUCAUCCUCUACUUCUUCAACAUGGCUGUGCUGGCCACUUACCUCCAGCAGGAGGUCCUCAAGCUCAUCCCCCUGCUCACAGGGCUCUUUGCCAUUUCCCGGUAA